AUGGGCUCCGCGCGCCGGGCGCUGUCCGUGGUGCCGGCCGUGCUGCUGGUGCUCGCGCUGCCUGGGCUGCCGGUCCGGGCGCAGAACGACACGGAGCCCAUCGUGCUGGAGGGCAAGUGUCUGGUGGUGUGCGACUCGAACCCGGCCACGGACGCCAAGGGCUCUUCCUCGUCCCCUCUGGGGAUAUCGGUCCGCGCGGCCAACUCCAAGGUCGCCUUUUCGGCGGUGCGGAGCACCAACCACGAGCCGUCCGAGAUGAGCAACAAGACGCGCAUCAUUUACUUCGAUCAGAUCCUAGUUAAUGUGGGUAAUUUUUUCACACUGGAGUCUGUCUUUGUAGCACCAAGGAAAGGAAUCUACAGUUUCAGCUUUCACGUGAUUAAAGUCUACCAGAGUCAGACCAUUCAGGUUAACCUAAUGUUAAACGGAAAGCCGGUAAUAUCUGCCUUUGCUGGGGACAAGGACGUUACUCGUGAAGCUGCCACCAAUGGGGUCCUCCUGUACCUAGACAAAGAGGAUAAGGUCUACCUGAAACUGGAGAAAGGUAAUCUGGUUGGAGGCUGGCAGUAUUCCACGUUCUCUGGCUUUCUGGUGUUCCCCCUCUAGAAUGCGGCCUCUCCAUGGUGUUUGUCCUGGUGAGGGGCAGCCCACCCCUGAGUUACUGGAAGAUCAUUGCUUCAUCCUUGGAUUGACGUCCUUUUUUGGUUUCUCGUGGGUGAACAUGGAUUCUCUAUACGGAUUCUAGACCUGUCCGAACCAACACAAAGUUCCACAGAUUAUUUUUGUGUGUGUGUGCUUUUCAGUAUACUUGGAUCGGGACUCAAAGCAGAUAAAACCUAUCUAUGCUUCCAUGUAACAGUCAAAAGCUGCCUGCCGACUUUACUCUGAAUUUAAUUUCCUGGAAUUCAUGAAUUUGUUGCUGAUGUGGAAUUUUUGUUUAUUUAGUUAUUUUUAAAAGACUGGCAAGGAAGCAUUUGGAAACUUUCAAGUUUUGACUUCAACCGGUGAUUAGUGUGAUAACUGCCAAAGAACUGUAUGCUGUGUUGAUGUAUUGAUUACCCCUGUUUUUCUUCCUUUGAGGUUACUUUGUUCUGUUCUCCGGAGGGAACUGGCAGUUUCUUGGUGACUGGUGUUGUGUUUUCUCAAUGGCCUCCCUGACAUGGUUCCUUGAGAUCACCAACAUGGCUUCCCUUAAAAAAAAAAAAAAAAAAGCUUCUUAGUUGUAUUUUAAUUAUAAAUGUGAAAGAGUCAUAUUUUCCAAAUUGUAUUUUCUAAUAGGAAGAAUAGAUCAUAAAUCUGACAAGGAGAAAGUUGCUUACCCGAAUUCUAAGCGCUCAAUCCCCAAACCUCGGCAAAACGGCUCUCCUCUAUGGGAAAUCUUAUACUUUAUUGCUCAACUUUAAUUAACAUGAUUGAUAAUAACCACUUUAUUAAAAACCUAAGGGAUUUUUUUCCUUAGACAUGACCACUUUAUUAACUGGA
This is a messenger RNA of Lepus europaeus (European hare), 1482 nucleotides long. RefSeq names its product cerebellin 4 precursor (gene CBLN4). The transcript is spliced from 3 exons. Lineage: Eukaryota; Metazoa; Chordata; Mammalia; Lagomorpha; Leporidae. Gene Ontology annotation, molecular function: protein binding. The coding region runs from base 1 to 606 and encodes 201 amino acids. The record is from RefSeq and is a predicted model, not a curated record.